AUGCAUGAAGUUAAUGUGUUGACACAAUUUCAAAAUGCACGUUUGGAAGCUACUCUGAAGAUAUGGAGUAUGCUUCUUGGUAUUCUCUUUACAUACCAAGUAUGGAUCUUCACCUGCAUUUUUGAAGCUUCAGCUGAUUGGGAAUUGUCAUGCUAUAACGAGUCUCUGCAUAUACAUUGUGGCUCCGAAAAAACAAUAAUUAUUCAUGAAGCUCACUUUGGUUAUUUUCGUGAGAUUCUACUUAUAUCAAACUCAACCGAUCGGUGUCGUACACACAAUUCUCGAGAUUGUUGGGUCGAUGUGACUGCCAAUAUAUCUAGAAGAUGUUCUGGUCAUUCUGUAUGUAAAAAUUCCGUUCAUUAUUCAUCUGACUUGUCUGCUGAUUUGUUGGCGAGGGAAUGUUCUUUCAUAAUCGACAAUGCAGCUGAGCCAACUUUGUUCGUAGAGUAUGACUGUAUUUCAACAACUCUUCCAACACGAAUAUCUAAUGGAAAUCAUGUGGAUCCUGAACAGAUUGGUGGUUAUUUAAUCAACUUAGAUCAUAAUGAAAUAAUAAAAAGUGAUUGA
Molecule: messenger RNA, 567 nt
Organism: Schistosoma margrebowiei
Lineage: Eukaryota; Metazoa; Platyhelminthes; Trematoda; Strigeidida; Schistosomatidae
Source: the annotation of a GenBank genome assembly